CCCCGCCCCCCAGGUCUAAACGCUCAUGCUUUCCAGCCUGUUGCUGCCAAACCAGCUUUCAGUCUCAAUUGCCACUCUGUACCGUGCGUAAAGGGUGACCUUUAAACUCAGGUUAUGACUCCUCGUCAGAGUUGUUCUUCGAUAUGAAGGACAGCCGAUCUUAGAGCGGAGUGUGGAGAAAACUGCAGCUCCCAUCCUCUGAAUGCAACUCAUCUUUCUGACUUCAGCUGCCUCAGAACUUGUUCAAGCCUUUAACUGUCGGGUAUUCUCCUCCGUUUGACUGCCAGCUGCGUGCGUAAACCUGUCCGGGAUGGUCUUCCUGGGCACACCGGGAGCUGCUGCAUGGAAAGCAACGCUCUUCCUCCUCAACCUCUCAGCUGUUGUCGCCAAGAGACACGUGGUUUACUGGAACUCCACAAACACAAGGUUAGCAGCAGGAGAACUGUCCGUCCAGGUGAAUCUGACUGAUUACCUAGACAUCUACUGCCCCCACUACCCCAGCAAGGAGACCCCAGGUGCUGACGAGGCAGAGACACUUGACCUGUACCUCAUAGCCGAGGAGGCGUUCCAGGGCUGUGUGGAGACCAGGGGCUCCAUCAAGAGGUGGGAGUGCAACAAUCCUAAUUCUACUUUCGGACCGGUGCGCUUCACGGAAAAGAUCCAGAAGUUCACCCCCUUCUCGCUGGGCUUCGAGUUUAUUCCUGGAAAACAUUACUACUACAGCUCUAUUCCCACAGAUGAAGGCCCUCCUCGCCCAUGUAUGAAGCUGCGUGUCACAGUGUGCUGCGAGCCCCCUUCAGAGGGUUCAAAACAGAUCCAAGACACAGCACGUCAAAAUGGGGUUUCGUCUUUAAGAGCAACUUUUCUUCCACUCCUCAUCCUUUUCUUGAUGACAACUUGAUUGGACCAUCAUCAUCUUCACUGUUGACCUGUUUUUUCUGGGAGUGCUCCAACAGACAUUUAAAAACCAGGGCGAAAAUUACACUUUAAUUUUUCACUGCAAAUAAAUCUUUGGUUUAGCUCAAGAAAAAAAAA
Molecule: messenger RNA, 1035 nt
Organism: Oryzias melastigma (Indian medaka)
Lineage: Eukaryota; Metazoa; Chordata; Actinopteri; Beloniformes; Adrianichthyidae
Product: ephrin-A4
Exons: 5
Coding region: 311-901 (196 amino acids)
Biological process (GO): axon guidance; ephrin receptor signaling pathway
Cellular component (GO): plasma membrane
Molecular function (GO): ephrin receptor binding
Source: RefSeq, a predicted model, not a curated record